Molecule: messenger RNA, 1183 nt
Organism: Emiliania huxleyi CCMP1516
Lineage: Eukaryota; Haptophyta; Isochrysidales; Noelaerhabdaceae
Exons: 10
Coding region: 20-1183 (387 amino acids)
Source: RefSeq, a predicted model, not a curated record
CCAAAGGACGACCGGCAAAAUGUCAAUGGCGACCGCCUGCCGCCUCCUCGGCCCCAGCAAGUACGAGCUCGGGCCGGCCGCGCUCGGGCUUCCGCCGCCGAUGCCGGCCGCACGCCCCGACGCGUACCAGCUCGCGGCCCGCGCGGGCGCGAGUGCUCACGGUGAUGCCGGCGCCUCGCAGCGCUCGGCCGGCAGCCUAUCACAGUGCAGCAGCCAGGACGGUGCUGUGCUUGGCCGCUUCCCAAAGCCGAGCGCGCCGUUUCGCACGCCCGCAGCGACCCCCUCGCUCUCGGACGGCGGCCUUGUGCAGUCGCUGCUGCGUCAGCAGGCCGAGCGGGACGAGACGAUGCGUCAGCUCGAGGGCAAGGCGCGAAAUCAGCACGACGUCCAGAUAUGCUCCUCGCCGCAACACACCCUCCCACCGUCACCAGGCGAGAACGCCGAGCUCAAGCGCGGCCAGCAGCGACACAACGAGGAGAUGCACGCCCUCGACGCUCAGCGCCGCGAGGAGCUGCAAACUCUCGAGGAGCGACUGGGGGCUCGCCUCAAGCGCACACAAGAGGAGGUCUUUGGCCUCUUCCAGCGCCACCGCCUGGUCGCUUGCUCACCGCCUUGCUCGAGCCCGCCGACGGCAACGGCUCAGCCUUCGCCAUCCGUCCCUUUGGCGGCUCUCCCGCUGGCGUCACGCGGCGCGCUUCUUUGGGAUCCGGCCCGCAACCGCGGACAGCGACAGGCGGCAACACAUGGAGCGGCCGCCGCAGCCGCAGCAGAGGCGCCGAUGCAGCGCGUCGCCCUCGACCCGAUCAAUGCGUCUGCCGCAGCCCACCGCCAGCCUUUUCGCGCGCCGUCCCCCUCGCCGAGCUUUGCAGCGAGCUCCUGCGGCUCGCUCUACAACCGGCCGAUUGCAAAGGAGGACCUCUUCGAUGACGCCGAGACCCCGCCCGGUGGAGAGCAGGGCUCGGGGGCGAAUUCUCCGGCAACGAGGGUGCAGCCUUCAGCGUCAUCGCCCCAACCAGCCAUCGGGGGCUACGGCCGGCCGCCGACCUCGCGGCGCCGCUUCCACCGCCUCGACAGCAGGCCCGAAGAGCCGUGGGAGAGGGAGGUGUACAAGCGCGGCGAGGCUGACCGGCGGCUCAUCCUCCGGCAGAUGGACCCCGUCCUGUACGCCGACGACAACGAGUGA